AUGAAUAAGAGACAUCAAUGCAGGCUGAGGCCGCCCCGAGCGCUCCCGGCCCUCGGCCAGCGUCGUAGUCUCGUUGGCUUUCAGCGACGAGGCACAGCCUCACUGCCACCUUUUAACCGAAAGAGCGGGCGAAGGCGCCGACCAGAGCCCGGGGCUGCCCGGGGCAGCCCCUUCUCUCCGCGGCCCGGCCGGCCAGAGCCCGGGGCUGCCCGGGGCAGCCCCUUCUCUCCGCGGCCCGGCCGGCCAGAGCCCGGGGCUGCCCGGGGCAGCCCCUUCUCUCCGCGGCCCGGCCGGCCAGAGCCCGGGGCUGCCCGGGGCAGCCCCUUCUCUCCGCGGCCCGGCCGGCCAGAGCCCGGGGCUGCCCGGGGCAGCCCCUUCUCUCCGCGGCCCGGCCGGCCAGAGCCCGGGGCUGCCCGGAGCCCGGGGCAGCCCCUUCUCUCCGCGGCCCGGCCGGCCAGAGCCCGGGGCUGCCCGGAGCCCGGGGCAGCCCCUUCUCUCCGCGGCCCGGCCGGCCAGAGCCCGGUGCUGCCCGGGGCAGCCCCCUCUCCGCGGCCCGGCCGGCCAGAGCCCGGGGCUGCCCGGAGCCCGGGGCUGCCCCUUCUCUCCGCGGCCCGGACGGCCAGAGCCCGGGGCUGCCCGGGGCAGCCCCUCUCCGCGGCCCGGCCGGCCAGAGCCCGGGGCUGCCCGGGGCAGCCCCCUCUCCGCGGCCCGGCCGGCCAGAGCCCGGGGCUGCCCGGGGCAGCCCCCUCUCCGCGGCCCGGCCGGCCAGAGCCCGGGGCUGCCCGGGGCAGCCCCGUCUCUCCGCGGCCCGGCCGGCCAGAGCCCGGGGCUGCCCGGAGCCCGGGGCAGCCCCUUCUCUCCGCGGCCCGGCCGGCCAGAGCCCGGGGCUGCCCGGGGCAGCCCCCUCUCCGCGGCCCGGCCGGCCAGAGCCCGGGGCUGCCCGGGGCAGCCCCUUCUCUCCGCGGCCCGGCCGGCCAGAGCCCGGGGCUGCCCGGGGCAGCCCCUUCUCUCCGCGGCCCGGCCGGCCAGAGCCCGGGGCUGCCCGGGGCAGCCCCUUCUCUCCGCGGCCCGGCCGGCCAGAGCCCGGGGCUGCCCGGGGCAGCCCCUUCUCUCCGCGGCCCGGCCGGCCAGAGCCCGGGGCUGCCCGGGGCAGCCCCUUCUCUCCGCGGCCCGGCCGGCCAGAGCCCGGGGCUGCCCGGAGCCCGGGGCAGCCCCUUCUCUCCGCGGCCCGGCCGGCCAGAGCCCGGUGCUGCCCGGGGCAGCCCCCUCUCCGCGGCCCGGCCGGCCAGAGCCCGGGGCUGCCCGGAGCCCGGGGCUGCCCGGAGCCCGGGGCUGCCCCUUCUCUCCGCGGCCCGGCCGGCCAGAGCCCGGGGCUGCCCGGGGCAGCCCCCUCUCCGCGGCCCGGCCGGCCAGAGCCCGGGGCUGCCCGGGGCAGCCCCUUCUCUCCGCGGCCCGGCCGGCCAGAGCCCGGGGCUGCCCGGGGCAGCCCCUUCUCUCCGCGGCCCGGCCGGCCAGAGCCCGGGGCUGCCCGGAGCCCGGGGCUGCCCCUUCUUUCCGGCCGGCCGGGUCGGCCAGAGCCCGGAGCUGCCCGGAGCCCGGAGCAGCCCCUUCUCUCCGCGGCCCGGCCGGCCAGAGCCCGCAGCUGCCCGGAGCCCGGGGCAGCCCCUUCUCUCCGCGGCCCGGCCGGCCAGAGCCCGGGGCUGCCCGGAGCCCGGGGCAGCCCCUUCUCUCCGCGGCCCGGACGGCCAAAGCCCGGAGCUGCCUGGAGCAGCCCCUUCUCUCCGCGGCCCGGCCGGCCAGAGCCCGCAGCUGCCCGGAGCCCGGGGCAGCCCCUUCUUUCCGGCCGGCCGGGUCGGCCAGAGCCCGGAGCUGCCCGGAGCCCGGGGGAGCCCCCUCUCCGCGGCCCGGCCGGCCAGAGCCCGGGGCUGCCCGGGGCAGCUCCUUCUCUCCGGCCGGGCCGGCCAGAGCCCGGGGCUGCCCGGGGCAGCUCCUUCUCUCCGCGGCCCGGCCGGCCAGAGCCCGGGGCUGCCCGGGGCAGCCCCUUCUCUCCGCGACCCGGCCGGCCAGAGCCCGGGGCUGCCCGGGGCAGCCCCUUCUCUCCGCGGCCCGGCCGGCCAGAGCCCGGGGCUGCCCGGGGCAGCCCCUUCUCUCCGCGGCCCGGCCGGCCAGAGCCCGGAGCUGCCCGGGGCAGCCCCCUCUCCGCGGCCCGGACGGCCAAAGCCCGGAGCUGCCCGGAGCAGCCCCUUCUCUCCGCGGCCCGGCCGGCCAGAGCCCACAGCUGCCCGGAGCCCGGGGCAGCCCCUUCUUUCCGGCCGGCCGGGUCGGCCAGAGCCCGGAGCUGCCCAGAGCCCGGGGGAGCCCCCUCUCCGCGGCCCGGCCGGCCAGAGCCCACAGCUGCCCGGAGCAGCUCCUUCUCUCCGGCCGGGCCGGCCAGAGCCCGGAGCAGCCCCCUCUCCGCGGCCCGGCCGGCCAGAGCCCGGAGCAGCCCGGAGCAGCCCCUUCUUUCCGGCCGGCCGGGUCAGCCAGAGCCCGGAGCUGCCCGGAGUCCGGGGCAGCCCCCUCUCCGCGGCCCGGCCGGCCAGAGCCCGGAGCUGCCCGGAGCCCGGAGCAGCUCCUUCUCUCCGGCCGGCCGGGUCGGUCAGAGCCCGGAGCUGCCCGAAGCCCGGGGCUGCUCCUUCUCUCCGGCCGGCCGCGCCGGCCAGAGCCCGGAGCUGCCCGGAGCCCGCGGCGGCCCCCUCGCCGCGGCCGGGCCGGCCAGAGCCCGGAGCGGCCGGAGCCCGCGGCGGCCCCCUCGCCGCGGCCGGGCCGGCCAGAGCCCGGAGCGGCCGGAGCCCGCGGCGGCCCCCUCGCCGCGGCCGGGCCGGCCAGAGCCCGGAGCGGCCGGAGCCCGCGGCGGCCCCCUCGCCGCGGCCGGGCCGGCCAGAGCCCGGAGCGGCCGGAGCCCGCGGCGGCCCCCUCGCCGCGGCCGGGCCGGCCAGAGCCCGGAGCGGCCGGAGCCCGCGGCGGCCCCCUCGCCGCGGCCGGGCCGGGCCUCACCCCACCCAGGGGAACCAAGGGUUACCUCCACAUAGAAAAAGACUCCAGUCUCUCCCCGUGACAGUCCCCUCGCUUACUGCGGUACUGGGUUUUCAAGAGCAGAGCCCGGCUCGCAAAGCUACUUACAGGCUAGAUCCGUGCCGCUCCGCGCAUGAUCGAAUGACCACAAACCGGGAGGCUAACUGGGACCGGAGGCGCUGUUAA
Messenger RNA from Dryobates pubescens (Downy woodpecker), 3240 nucleotides. RefSeq names its product basic proline-rich protein-like. NCBI's taxonomy places the organism in Eukaryota, Metazoa, Chordata, Aves, Piciformes, Picidae. The transcript has 2 exons. Bases 1 to 3240 code for a protein of 1079 amino acids. The record is from RefSeq and is a predicted model, not a curated record.